Andrographis paniculata is the source of this 1232-nucleotide messenger RNA. Its product is annotated as tetraspanin-10. Gene Ontology annotation, biological process: auxin-activated signaling pathway. The record is from RefSeq and is a predicted model, not a curated record. The coding region runs from base 139 to 939 and encodes 266 amino acids. The transcript is spliced from 11 exons. Lineage: Eukaryota; Viridiplantae; Streptophyta; Magnoliopsida; Lamiales; Acanthaceae. Gene Ontology annotation, cellular component: plasmodesma; plasma membrane.
UUUAAUAAAAGGAUAAAAUCCUGCUGUGUCUGAAGCGAUUCGUUCUCUUCUCUUUGGGGCAUUUAAUCGAACACGUAGAGUGCGUUGCCUCUGUUUCUUCGGAGUUGUUGAGGAAAUUAAUUGAAGGAAAGAAAGGGGAUGAGUUCGGGGGGAGGGACAAGCACUUUUGUUAUCCGAUGGAUCAAUUUUCUUACAUCAUUAUUGGCAAUGGGAGUGGUGGGUUUCGGGGUGUGGAUGAGCACUCAUCACGACAACUGUAGGAAGUCUCUUACACUACCGGUCAUAUGUCUUGGCGCUGUCAUCUUUCUGGUAUCAAUAAUCGGUUUUUUAGGUGCAUGGAAGAACAACACAAUCUUGUUGUGGAUAUAUCUUGUCUUUCUUUGCGUUAUACUCAUAGCCAUUUUGGUCUUCACGGUGUUGGCGUUCAUAGUAACGAACAAUGGCUCGGGACAUGACAUAGCUGGUUUGAGGUAUAAAGAGUAUGAACUCAAUGACUACAGUUCCUGGUUUCUGAAACAACUAAAUAAUUCCCAUAACUGGAACCACCUGAAGAGUUGUCUUGUUAAGUCGGAGGACUGCAAUAACCUGUCCAAAAAUUACAAGACCCUCAAGCAAUUCAAAUUGGCUAAGUUAAGCCCAAUUGAAGCGGGUUGCUGUCGACCUCCAUCCGAGUGUGGCUAUCCGGCGGUGAAUGCAUCGCACUACGACUUGAGCUUCCAUCCGAUGAGUUCGAACAAGGAUUGCCGGCUCUACAAAAAUUCGAAGUCUAUUAAAUGCUACAAUUGCGAUUCUUGCAAGGCCGGAGUUGCGCAGUACAUGAAAACCGAAUGGCGAGUUGUUGCUAUCUUCAAUGUCAUCCUCUUCAUCGUCUUGUCGAUCGUCUACUUUGUGGGUUGUUGCGCGAGAAGAAAUGCUUCAAGGGACAACUCGAAAGUUUAAGACAACAACGAUGGAUGUGUUCUUUCGCUUUGGCUUCCGAAACCUCGGAGAAAUCGAACAUGAAGAAAUGAAAUCAUGGGAGAGUGUUAAGUGUGAUUACUUAAUCCUUAUUGACUUUGAUGUUGUCUUUGUAUGAACGAAUUUAGGGCAAAAUUUUGUGAAUAACAUUGCCACAAAAAUGUUUUGUUAAGGUAAAUCCAAAUGGAUGUAUGGCUUUGCUUAAUUCAAGGUUGUGUAAGGUUCGGAUUUUGGUCUGAAGUUUUAAAAUAGUACUCCAUCCGUCCCACUUCUCA